GUUCUACGAUUGGUGUUGCUGGCACCACAAUAUUUCAAACUCAAAAGUAACUGCCACUGUAAAUGUAAUUGCCAACGUUUCAUCUUCAUCUUCCACUGCCUGAAGAAAACAACAUCAAAUCAUGUCGUUCCGGUAUUAUCCCAUGAUGUCCCUCGGCAACGGCUCUUCGGCGGACGAACGAUCGCUAAAUCGUACUGUUUACCCCUCACAAUAUUCCUGGUUGAACAAUCUUAUGUCAUUGAACUUCACCCUGAACGAAACACUUGUCAACAUCACCGUUAAUGUUACAGAGGAGGUCGCUGACGUGCGAAUAACGACAGAAAAAAUAGUCGGCGUUGUAUUUGUAUUUUUUCUUGUAGUCUUCACUGUGAUUGGUAACGUUUUUGUUUUAUCGGCGAUCAUGCUGGAGCGGAACCUGCGAACAGUGCCAAACUAUAUGAUAGGCUCUCUCGCCGUGGCGGACCUCUUAGUGGCUACGUUAGUAAUGCCUGUUACCUGUGUAUACGACGUUACCGAACGUUGGAUACUAGGGCCUGAAAUGUGCGAUAUGUGGGUGUCGUUCGACGUUCUGUGCUGCACGUCCAGUAUACUCAAUCUGUGCAUCAUAGCCUUAGAUCGUUACUGGGUAAUUACAAGACCCAUAGAAUACAUGAAAAGAAGAACACCGCGUAGGGCGUUUCUCAUGAUAAUCUUCGCAUGGAUCGCUUCCAUACUUAUUUCCAUUCCACCGCUGUUUGGAUGGAGGACCGAGGCUGACAAAGCUGAUCCCAACGUGUGUCAGAUAAGCAGAGACCACGCAUACACGAUAUUUUCAACGUUUGGCGCAUUUUACAUACCAUUAACGGUCAUGUUAAUAGUGUACUGGAAGAUAUAUAUUGCUGCCCGGAAAAGAAUACGUGGAAAACGAUAUCGUGUGGAAAUGAGUGCCAGCAGCAUCACGCUUGAUUCGCCGAAGACGGCCGUCACCAAACUAACAAUGAACGGCCACAGCGGACUUGAAACCUCCGAUCAAGUGGUAACGCGUGUGAGACGAACUAAGCGUGAGCUUUCAGCGGCAAGAGAGCGUAAAGCCACACGGACUUUAGGUUUUAUUUACAUAGCACUGGGUAGAAAGAAUGUGUUUUCUGACAAUCCACCGUUUGCUUUCAUCUUCGCCACGGGAUAUGACGCACUGUUAGCAGUAGCAAAGAAAACUAAAGUUAUGCCAAGAAAGGCAGAAGGGACAAGGCUAGAAGAUGUAAAAGAAUAUAAGUAUUUAGGGCAGUGGAAUCGAGGUAGAGGACGACCUAGAAAAACUUGGGACAUCACAACAUGGACAAACACGGAGAUCUUUGGAAGUGCUAAGAAAAAAACUGAGAACAGAGUUUUGUGGUGCAGUCUUGUUGUCAACUUUCGAAUCGAAGAAGACACUGGGUGA
This is a messenger RNA of Saccoglossus kowalevskii, 1417 nucleotides long. Its product is annotated as 5-hydroxytryptamine receptor 1A-like. Gene Ontology annotation, molecular function: G protein-coupled serotonin receptor activity. The record is from RefSeq and is a predicted model, not a curated record. Gene Ontology annotation, biological process: adenylate cyclase-activating adrenergic receptor signaling pathway; positive regulation of MAPK cascade. Gene Ontology annotation, cellular component: plasma membrane. Lineage: Eukaryota; Metazoa; Hemichordata; Enteropneusta; Harrimaniidae.